GCUUGCUACUUGUUAUUAGGUACUUAUCCAGUUUAGAAAACUAAUCAAAAUAUUCUAUGAAACUAAAAGCUAUUUGUGAUUCCUCAUUCCUGGCUGAAGCCCAGUCAAUGUAACUUGUCAUAAUUAAGUAAUCUGGAUAUGUCAGAAAAAGAAUCUAAUGGAAAUGUUAGGUGUCAAUGGUUAACCAAAGAUCCUAUUUACAUCACAUAUCAUGAUGAAGAAUGGGGAAAACCUGAAUAUGAUAAUCUACGGUUGUUUGAAAUAUUAUGUUUAGAAGGUCAACAAGCAGGACUUUCAUGGUUAACCGUUUUAAAAAAACGUGAAAAUUAUAGAAAAGUAUUCUAUAAUUUUAAUCCUUAUAAAAUUUCAAAAUUAACACAUGAUGAUGUGAAAAUAAUAUUAACCAAUACCGGUAUCAUAAGACACAAGAGCAAAAUUGAAGCAAUUAUAAAUAAUGCGAAAUGUUAUAUCAAAAUGGAAAAUAAUUCUGAAAAUUUUUCAGAUUUCAUUUGGAGUUUUGUAAAUAAUAAACCUAAAGUAAAUUAUUGGCAUAAUAUCAAAGAGAUUCCAAAUGAUACUGAAACUUCUUUAGCCCUUUCCAUUGCUCUAAAAAAGAGAGGUUUCAAAUUUGUAGGUUCAACUAUUUGCUAUGCAUUCAUGCAAGCUUGUGGUUUAGUCAAUGAUCAUGUUAUUGAUUGUGUAUGCCGCAGAAAAGCUUAGAAAAAUAGAGCUAUAUCUACUAUUUUUAUUUA
Molecule: messenger RNA, 752 nt
Organism: Galleria mellonella (greater wax moth)
Lineage: Eukaryota; Metazoa; Arthropoda; Insecta; Lepidoptera; Pyralidae
Product: DNA-3-methyladenine glycosylase 1-like
Exons: 2
Coding region: 139-720 (193 amino acids)
Biological process (GO): DNA alkylation repair; base-excision repair
Molecular function (GO): DNA-3-methyladenine glycosylase activity
Source: RefSeq, a predicted model, not a curated record